GUGGCGAUAUGCACCUAAAAGCUGGUAUGCAACUCGCCAAUAAACCCACAGAAGAAGAAGAAGAAGUAGAGCAGCCCACCCCUGAAGAAGUCUUUGUCCUGACAAAAACAACACCGAAUCAGCGAUCAGAGAAGAUCAAACAGAAGGAUUUUUGAGUUUGUUUCUGAACAGCACAUCUUUGUGAUUCACUUUUGAAAGCAUCGUUCAGAAAGUAAAAGUAGAGUUUAUAUUGCUGGGGAUCAAACAGUGAGAAUGGAUUUACUAACUGUAGAAGAUCUUUCUUGUCCCGUGUGCUGUGAAAUCUUCAAGUCUCCUGUUGUUUUAUCAUGUAGUCACAGUGCCUGUAAAGAGUGUCUCAAACAGUUCUGGAAAACAAAGGAAACUCAGGAGUGCCCCGACUGUGGGAGAAGAUCAUCGAAACCUGACCCUCCUGCUAAUCUCGCAUUACAAAACUUGUGUGAGAUGUUCCUGAAGGAGAGAAAAGAGAGGCGUUCAUCAGGAUCUGGGGAGAUCUGCAGUUUACACAGUGAGAAGAACAAACUCUUCUGUCUGGAGAACAAACAGCCUGCGUGUGCGGAGUGCUUUACUUCUCAAAAACACGUCAAUCACACAGCAAGACCCAUCAGUGAAGCUGUUCCAUCAUAUAAGGAGGAGCUGAAUACAGCACUGAAAGCUUUACAGAAGAAACUUAAACACAGUGAAAACAUUAAAGGAGAGUUAGAGAAAACACUUCAACACAUCAGGUCUCAAACUGAGCACACGGAGCAUCAGAUUAAACAGCAGUUUGAGAAGCUUCACCAGUUUCUCAGAGACGAAGAAGCAGCUACAAUCACUGCACUGAGGGAGGAAGAGGAGCAGAAGAAGCAGAUGAUGAAGGAGAAGCUGGAGGAGAUGAACAGACACAUCUCGGCACUUUCAAACACAAUUAAAGACACGGAGGAGAUGAUGAAAGCCAAUGAUGCCUGCUUUCUAAAGGAGUUUCCAGUCACGAUGGAAAGAGUCCAGAUCUCAUCACAGCUGGAUCCACAGAUGACUUCUGGAGCUUUGAUUCAUGUGCCGCGUUAUUUGGGCAACCUGCUGUUCAGAGUCUGGAAGAAGAUGCAGGACAUCGUACAAUACACUCCUGUGAUUCUGGAUCCAAACACUGCAAAUCCAUCUCUCACUCUAUCUGAUGAUCUGACCAGUGUGAGACGGCGCAACUGUCAACCUCUUCCUGAUAAUCCAGAGAGAUUUGACCGUUAUCGCUGUGUUCUGGGUUCAGAGGGCUUUAACUCAGGAACACACUGCUGGGAUGUGGAGGUUAAAGACUGUUCAGUCUGGACUCUCGGAGUAACUACAGCAUCCAACCAGAGGAAGGGAUGGGGUUUCUUCAACACUGAUGGUGUCUGGAGUUUGCAGUACAAUGUGACUAGACAGACUGGCUUUCCUGUUGGACAGCAGCUUGAGCGUGUGAGAGUGAAUCUGGACUUUGACGGAGGAACAGUGUCAUUCUCUGAUCCUCUAACUAACACACAUCUACACACAUUCACAACCACCUUCACUCACACACUCCUUCCGUUCUUCUGGUGUUCUUCCUCUCUGAGGAUCUUACCAGUCAGUAGCCAGUGAUCGUUACUCUUGUAGGUCUGGAUCUUCCUGCUUUCAUCACAUUUCAAUAUUUAAUCUAGAUCACAUGAGUAAGAGUGCUGAUGAUCUGAAUAUCAGAUCAGAAAAAUCUUUUUUUUUUUCCAGUAUUAUAUCACUGAAAGAGUUAAUUCAACACAUUUUCAGUUUUGGUUGUAAAUGAAUUUAUUUCAGUUAUAGAGGUUAAAUGAUCAUGUAUUCAUUGAAGUGAAUGGAUGUAAAAGGUUCUUGCUGAUCCACAACAAUAUUGAAUAAAACAGAAAUUCUUAGUAUAGAAAUACUUGAUUCCAGCUGUUUAUAAAUCUGAUUCUCAGAACAAAUGAUCUCUAGGACUCACUGAAGUCUGAAAAGGUUCUAAACAGAUUUACAUAAUUAAUUGUAACAAUGUAUGAUUACAUGUUUUCAGUGUCAUUUUUAGAUUGAAACAUUAUCUCCCGGGUUCACAGACAAGGUUUAAGCUUAGUCCCAGACUAAAAUGCAUGUCUGAGCUGAACAGA
This is a messenger RNA of Sinocyclocheilus anshuiensis, 2120 nucleotides long. Its product is annotated as nuclear factor 7, ovary-like. The transcript is spliced from 6 exons. Bases 253 to 1608 code for a protein of 451 amino acids. The record is from RefSeq and is a predicted model, not a curated record. Gene Ontology annotation, molecular function: protein binding; zinc ion binding. Lineage: Eukaryota; Metazoa; Chordata; Actinopteri; Cypriniformes; Cyprinidae.